Molecule: messenger RNA, 1490 nt
Organism: Metschnikowia bicuspidata var. bicuspidata NRRL YB-4993
Lineage: Eukaryota; Fungi; Ascomycota; Pichiomycetes; Serinales; Metschnikowiaceae
Exons: 1
Source: RefSeq, a predicted model, not a curated record
UGGUCUGAAGUAGCCUGUACAGUAUAUCUUCUACUCGAAGUAGGCUUUGUGAACACAGCUAUUGGACUAACUUUUGCUGGAAGCUUGCGAUAUGAAACUGAGCACUUGCGUGGCGGCUACCUCGCUUCUCCUUGGUCUUGUUUUUGGUUUGAUCAUCGACAAAAAUACUUUUUAUCACGACCCAGUCAUACACAAUCUUGAAUUUCUAAGAAUUAAUAGAGAUGUUUUUGUUUCGUAUAUCAACGUUUCUGAUUUAUCUUUGAGUGAAAGUUUCCAGAAUUAUGGUGAUUUCUAUUUCACAAAUGCUCUUGAAGAGAAAACUUUCAUGAAAUUUGCGGGACUGUACUUCCAUACUGAAAACAUAUUUGCCUUCGACGCCCUGAGAGCUCAAAACAGUUUUUUUCAAGCUGAAGUCACUGUUUUAACGAACAGUGGUCAAAUGUUUGUGGGGAUUUCUGGUGAAUCCCUGGAGUCCAAAAUCGACAUUGUCUCUACACAACUGUGGGAAAAUAGUGUUUCGAUGGUUCUCCAGGGAUCGCUGCAAUAUCACCUUCCUCCAUUGACCCUCGGAAACCUUGAUGAAAACAGAGAAUUCAGUAUUGUAAAUACGGGCUCAAUUUGUUACUAUGGUCUUCAGUUGAAGUCAAUUACUAGCGCGACAGGGUUUGGCUGUAUCUUUGUCGGUGAAAAGUCACAGUUUCGCUUGGAAAUUGUGCUGCGCACAAACUUAAGGGAUCAAACAAUCUACUUGGAUUCACCUGACUCAAAGUUGUAUAUUGAGAUGCUUGAAAAUCCUGAUCAGACCCUAGUCAGAGUUUUAGGCUUCCAAGACAAUAUUAUUUUUCGUGGUAGCACUGAGGUUAGAAUAGGUGCAUUUACUCCUAGUUUAGGUCUAUGGCUAAUUUACCGCGAUGGUGUGAGAAUACUGCUUGUUCUUGGUCAGGGCUAUAAUGAGCUAUAUUUGAAAUGGGAUGCGUUCGAGAACGGUUAUGUUUUGAAGAACAAAUACAAACCCCCACGUCAAAUUGUACCCCUGAAUUGCAAUUGUCCAAAUAGCUUUCCUGUUGCCCCCGUUGAACCCUCUUCCUCAUCAACAUCAAGCACCUUUUCCAGUGAGUCUUUUGCAAGCACGUCGGCGUCUGUGGCCUCAACUGAUUUGCCCCUGUCAUCGACUUCUGCGACACCCUCGGCUCUGUCGUCAAUUUCUUCGACUGAUUCGAUUAUGUCGUCUUCUGGGUCCUCAGAUUAUCCUGUAUCGUCAAUUUCCUCAAAGGCAUCGUCAAUGAGCUCAGCUUCACAGACAUCUCCAGCUCUGUCGUCAGUCCCACACUUGUCAUCUGUUUCUUCGACAGAUUCGCAUGUAUCGUCAGAAUCCUCAACCAGCUCCGCGACGUCAUCAGAAUCUUUUUCACAUUCAGCUGCAUCGCUGGCAAUGACAUCCGCUUCGUCUUUGUCCUCGGCUAAACCUGUCUCAUCAGGUGCCUCAGGUU